GACUUGGAGACCGAAAGAGAAAUUCAGUAAUUUUAUCAUGAUACAGGCGUAAAUUUCUCUAGAUUUGUAGUGUGAUACUUUUACUGACAGUUUGAGAACGGAGAAAUCCCUACAUACGCUUAUCUCCCGUGCUCAACUUGUGAUGCUGCAGCUCCAAUGGUGUCUCUAUCUUUAGACCCUACAAAACCCAUAUCUACUUCUCUCGGUUCUCAUCUUUUAUCCAAAGGUAGAAAACUUUUACGCCCUGUCUUCAUUUCCUUAAUUUCCGAGGUAAUUACAGUACAUUUGCUUCUUGGGUAGCUUCAUUUCAAUGCUUUCAUGGUUCCAAUCCCUCUGUUUUGGUCAAAACCAACAAGACAACCAGAUUUAUCUGUUCAUCUUCAAAACCCACUUCAACAAAUACAAGAAAAUCUAAGGCACCCCCAAAACCAGUUUUCAGUGAUGGCAGGGAUGAAGAAGAGGGCCAGCCCAUAUGUCCAGGUUGUGGGGUUUUUAUGCAGAGUGAAAACCCUGAUUUUCCUGGGUUUUUCAUAAAGAGGGAUACUAAAGAACAAACGGAAGAAAUUGAUGGCGAAUUUGAUGAUUUUCUUGGAGAAUUCAGUGAAGAAGAAGAAAGCGAAGAGGAAGAAGAAGAAGGAGGAGAAUCAGAUGUAGAAGAAGAAGUUAUAGGCAGUGGAGAUGAAAAUUUUGAUUGGGAAAUGCCUGAAGUCAUAGAUGAUGAGGAAGAAUGUGAGAAGGAUUUGGAUGGGUUUGCACCAGCUGGUGUGGGUUAUGGGAACAUAACCGAGGAAACUCUUUCUUGGAAGAAGGACAAGUUGUCAAAGAGAGAGAGGAAACAGAAGGCUAGAGAGGCCAUGAGAGAGAAACCCACUGUAACAGUGUGCGCAAGGUGCCAUUCUCUACGAAAUUAUGGCCAGAUAAAGAACCAAAAGCUCGAGAAUUUGAUUCCUGACUUUGAUUUUGAUCGAUUGAUUAGCACCCGACUCAUGAAAACCAGCAAUUCUGGUGCAAACACAGUGGUAGUUCUAGUAGUCGAUUGUGUAGAUUUUGAUGGUUCAUUUCCUCGGAAAGCUGCUGAAUCCUUGUUAAAAGCACUGCAAAAAGGGUCAAAAUUGCAAAAAUUGCCAAAACUUGUUCUUGUCGCCACAAAAGUUGAUCUCUUACCAUCUCAAAUAUCACCAACUAGAUUAGAUAGAUGGGUUAGACACAGGGCUAAGGCUGGGGGUGCCUCCAAAUUAAGUGGGGUUUAUCUAGUUAGUGCAAAGAAGGAUUUGGGUGUUCGAAAUUUGUUAAUGUUCAUCAAGGAGGUAGCUGGUCCAAGAGGAAAUGUAUGGGUUGUGGGUGCUCAAAAUGCAGGGAAAUCAACUUUGAUUAAUGCAUUUGCAAAGAGAGAGGGAAAUAAGAUGACCCAGUUAACAGAGGCAGCGGUUCCUGGAACUACACUUGGUAUUGUGAGAAUUGGAGGGAUUUUGCCUGCAAAAGCGAAGAUGUAUGAUAAUCCAGGGCUUUUGCAUCCUUAUUUGAUGAGCCUGAGGCUCACUAGAGAUGAGCAGAAGAUGGUGGAGAUACGUAAGGAGUUGCAACCGAGGACUUAUAGGAUGAAGGUAGGACAGACUAUUCAUGUUGGUGGCCUAAUGAGACUCAAUUUAACUCAUGCUUCCGUGGAGACCAUCUAUGUAACUGUCUGGGCUUCACCGAACAUGUCACUUCAUUUUGGGAAGAUAGAAAAUGCUGAAGAACUAUGGAAAAAGCAUGUUGGCACCAGGCUACAGCCUCCCAUUGGAGAUGAGAGGAUUUCAGAGCUCGAAGAGUGGGGGCAACAGGAAUUCAAGGUGUCAGGGAUCAGGUGGGUAGUAAACAGCAUGGACAUAGCCAUAGCUGGGCUUGGUUGGUUCUCUUUGGGGCUAAAGGGAGAGGCAACCUUGAGGCUAUGGAUCUAUGAUGCCAUUGAUGUCACGGUAAGGGAGCCCAUGGUUCUUGAUAGAGCACCUUUCCUUGAAAGGUUUGGAUUUUGGCUACCAAAGGCCAUAUCGGAAAAUGAAAGGAAAGAGGAAGCAGGACUCUCAGAAGCAAAGGGCUGAAAAGAUAAUAUUACUUGUUUUUAUAGCUGAUAACUGCAGAUUGAUCCAUGCAUUUUGAUGUCAUGGAUUGGAAGUUCUUCACUGUUGAUUGCCAACGAUUGGAGACUGAAGAUAGCUUUGAUGCGUGAGAGAGAGAGAGAGAGAGGUUUCUUUGUGUUUGGUCCCUUGUAGUGAAUAAGAAGCCUCUGUGUGCUGUUUGCGAAACUAAACACUAUUUUUGUCAGUUCAAGAAAAAAAGGAAAGAAACUGAAAAUAUGCUUGUUGUUGACCCGCUGGGUCUCUGGUUUAACCCUGAAUGAGUGAUUGAGUUCUACUUGAGGUCCUGAUUUGGGCUUGCAAAUUAUGCUCGCAAUCUCUACUCUUAGAACUGAGGUAUCGAUUCGAUACUACAUCAAAUGGGAAACUAUUUGGCAAUAAUUCUCAUUGAUUUUUGUGUUGGGAAUGAACCCCCGAUACAUCAAAAUGUUUUUGAUGAACUAAACAAUGUCUCUUCGUUUUUCUGAACUAAAAAAUGGCUUACGCUGCUUACUGCAUUUUGUUUUCUAGAAAAUAAGGAAUUACAGAUCUCACAGUUAUGCACUUAAUUUGAAUAUUGAGAUUUUGAUUAUUUAGCAUGAUUAUUUUGACCUUUUAAGCAUAAAAGCAUACAUUCUCCUCUGAUAGUGGCUUCCAGGCACAUGCUACUGCUCUUUGGGCUUAAAUUUGUGAGAAUUAUUUUUUUAUUUCAAGCUUAAGAAAGUUUAGUAUAUUUGUAUCACUGGCAAUCUGGUAUACGAGAUUUACUUUGGUUGCUGAUGCUGAAAACUUAUGAACAAAUGUAUUAGAUGGAUAUGUUGCUUGUCAAGCAACAUAGGUUCAAAUUUGAUUGUUAUUGUUAACUUUCUAGCCAUGCAUGGAAACACAUAAAAUAGGAAAGGAUAAUCAUGGUGGCUCAUUAGAGACUAUGAACCAUGGUUCAUAUUUUCUGUUUCAUGCAGUACUUUGCAACUAUUUUACUCCUCAUCAGAUAUCUAAAGCAAAUUUUCAGGUUCAUUUAGGAGAAUGGUAUGCUCUCAGAUUAUCCUUUAAUCAAUAGAACUUCUGAACUUCAAGGACACUUCAAAAAUUGUGAGAAUGAGAAUCAAGUGGAUCAAUAUCAAUCGUCUCAAUGGGAUAUGAUUUUUAAGGAAGCAAGCAACUUGCAGCUCUACAUAACAGGUCCAGCUGUUCCUCGUCCCUUGCCAACCAUCCUGAAGUGGAAAAGUCCCGGAAAGUUUUGGAUAUUUUGGGAGGUUGCAGCAGAUCAUAAGAAAUGAGAAGGAUAAGCAUUUGGAUUUCUUGAAGCUGUCACAAGCAAGAAUGAAGUCUCAUGAAUACUUGGGAGUGGAGUUGACCAAAUUCUCUAGCAAUUUCCAACUUUGUUUCUCCCGAUGAAACUAGAUUUGCUGAUGUGCGGAUAUGGUCAAGAUGCUUAGAAGCAAAAUUGACGGCUUGUCAUUGUUCAUUUGGAAAUAAAGCAGAGAGCUGUCAGGGCGUUAAGAGCUCACAAAACAUAGAAGAUGUUGAAGAAAGCUUUGGACUUAUUUUUAGUUCAAGGAUCUGCAUGGAUGUGGAAAUAGAAAUUGGAAAGUUGAUUUGUAUUCAUCCACCAUGGAAAGAGGUAUCAAUUGCUGAGAAUGAGAAGAUGGUUCUAUGUACAUAUUUCUACACUGUUUCAACAUGAUAUGAGCAUUUUUCACCCAGGAAGAGGAAAAUGUACAAUGGAAGAAGGAGCUCACAAUCACCUUUGGCUGGCUGGUGGAUGUGAAAACGAGCUGGGGGUGGUGUACGAUUAGGCUCAAAGUUCGAGAGAAGUUUUUUCGAAUUGUGACAAUUCCCAAGCAAUCGGCUUUAUAUCUAAUGGACAUGAGUGAUUGUGACCUUGUAUCAAAAAUAAAUAUUCUUACAGUGUACAAUCCCUUUAUUAAAACUAGUUGCAAUAUUAGAUGAACCGAAUGGUUUAGACA
Molecule: messenger RNA, 4066 nt
Organism: Amborella trichopoda
Lineage: Eukaryota; Viridiplantae; Streptophyta; Magnoliopsida; Amborellales; Amborellaceae
Source: RefSeq, a predicted model, not a curated record